Molecule: messenger RNA, 726 nt
Organism: Fonsecaea erecta
Lineage: Eukaryota; Fungi; Ascomycota; Eurotiomycetes; Chaetothyriales; Herpotrichiellaceae
Exons: 1
Coding region: 1-726 (241 amino acids)
Source: RefSeq, a predicted model, not a curated record
AUGCUGAAGCACGUCAACCUCCUGGAGGACGAUGGGCUGGAGGCGUUGGAUCUGUUCUUGACGCGGCUUCUCGGCAAAUGUUCGUUAUUUUGGCGCGGGAACACCAACGAGGUGGUGGAAGAGCUCGUCUCGACACUCCGUCAACGCGGGUCCGGCGCCACGACAUUCGCCCACGUCGAGAUACCAGAGAGCCGCAGCGACAGCAGCACAGACCAGUGUGCUCGAGAUCUCACGGGCUACGGCAACGGGCCCAGAGUCUGCUCGCCCGCGGGAGCGGAGGACAAUGACAAAAGCCACGGCGGUAACGAGAUGGAAUUCAGCUUUGUAGACUUCCUCAACGCGCCGCUGCAGGACCAACAACUCAUCGUCCCAGGCUUCACAGAGAUCGGCUCAUCGAGUGCCCCUUCUAGGGGCUCCUCCGCAAGCACCCCGCCAGCCGACCUUGCUGCCGUGUUAGACCACGACGGUGCCACGGGACAAGAGGUGGCGAUGACGAUGCGGGAGAGCGCCGUUCCUUCUCCUUUCACGAAAACGCCACCACCACUCCGAGAUGCGUUCGACAGUAUAGUAGGGGUGGGCUCCGUUUCUUGGAACGUUGGUUGGAACGUUGGCAGCGUGAUGGACCGAUUCUUCGCUGCGAACUUCGACACGGCCGAGGCGUGCGUGUGGCCCUGGCCGGGGGAGGAGUUGACGGCGAUUCAGACAGUCGGUCAGCUGCCCAUAUAA